CGCGCGCGGUACAGUAGGUGUAGUGUUUAUCUGUCAGCUGGUGAAGUCGAGCGGCUAGUGAUUCGGCGCUGAUUUCGUGAUUUUUGUGAGAUUUUGGAGCGGAAUUGAGUCGAGUUAAGUGUUGAGUGACAGAUGAGGAUGUCUACUUCAGAGCUGUGGGACUUUUCCGCUCUUUAAUUUCGUCUUGAGUGAGUUAGAGGAGUUUUUCUGGGAGAAGCGUCGCUGCUGCUGCUGCUGCUGCUGCUGUGGUGCUCAGCUGUAAAUGAGCUGCAGACAUGGAUGACUUGGGAGCUUCCUAUCUGGCCUUUAACGAUUUUAACAGCAAUGGCGGCUCGCUGUGGGCGGAGUCACUGGCCCAUCAGGAGCGUCAGGAGGUGGAGAGCUUCAGGAGGAAACUCAAAUACUUCUUCAUGAACCCCUGCGAGAAAUACCGAGCUCGCGGCAGGAAGCCAUGGAAGCUGAUGCUGCAGAUCAUCAAGAUCGCCAUCAUCACCAUCCAGCUGGUGUCGUUUGGCCUGAGCAAUCAGAUGGUGGUGACAUUUAAGGAGGAGAACCUGAUGACCUUCAAGCACCUGUUCCUGAAGGACUACGCCGAUCAAACCGCUAAAGCCUACGCCGUGUACACUCAACACGAGGUCUACACACACCUGUCCUACAUCGUACAGCAGUUCCUGAGUUUACAGAACAUUACGGUGGGGAACCACGCAUACGAGAAGAACGAUCAUCUCUACACUCCUCUACUCAUCUGCCAGCAGUUCUACCACAACGGCAGCAUCUCCCCGGGCAACGAGACCUUCGAGAUCGACGCCAAGGUGGAGGAAGAGUGCCUCGAGAUUUAUCCUGCCCAGGCGUUAUCCACUGCGGAAGACACACACCUGUCCAACUUCACGCUGCAGUUCAAACGGUUGCUGGAGGUGAACGUGUACUUCACUCUGAAGGCCAUUAACCUGCAGACGGUGCAGCACCACGAGCUUCCUGACUGCUACGACUUCAGCAUCAUGAUCACCUUCGACAACCGCGCCCACAGCGGCCGGAUCAGAGUGGACCUGGACAACGAAGUGGACAUCAACGAGUGCCGAGACUGGAAAGUCACGGGAGCGUCUCCUAAGAACAUCUACUACACGGUGCUGUUCGACGUGGUGAUCAUUCUCACGUGUCUGGCGUCUCUGGUCCUCUGCACGCGCUCCGUGAGCACCGGAGUUCAGCUGCAGCUUGAGUACACCAGCUUCUUCCUGAAGCAUUAUGGGAAGCGAGUGUGUUGGUCUGACCGGAUGGAGUUUAUUAACGGCUGGUACAUCCUCAUCAUCAUUAGCGACGUCCUCACCAUCACCGGCUCGCUGCUCAAAAUCGCCAUCCAGCUCAAGGCUUUUACGAGUUAUGACAUCUGCAGCAUCCUCCUGGGCACCGGCACCAUGCUCGUGUGGAUCGGCGUGCUGCGCUACAUGGGCUACUUCAAGAAAUACAACAUCCUGAUCAUCACCCUGAGAGCGGCGUUCCCCAACGUGAUCCGUUUCUGCUGCUGCGCCGCCAUGAUCUACCUCGGCUACUGCUUCUGCGGCUGGAUCGUACUCGGACCCUACCACGAGAAGUUCCGUACCCUGAACACGGUGUCCGAGUGUCUGUUCUCCCUGAUUAACGGAGACGACAUGUUCGCCACCUUUAAGAACAUGCAGCAGAAGAGUUACCUGGUGUGGCUGUUCAGUCGUGGUUACCUGUACACCUUCGUCUCGCUCUUCAUCUACAUGGUGCUCAGCCUCUUCAUCACCCUAAUCACCGACACCUACGAGACCAUCAAGCAGCAGCAGUUGGACGGAAAUCCCGUGUCUGAGCUCCAGGCCUUUAUAUCCGAGUGUAAAGAUCAUCCGAACUCGGGCUGUUACCGUGUGGAGGACCGAUCCUCUCCCUGCCUCUUCUGCUGCACUCGGAGGCUCAGCGACCUGCACGAGAGACUGGAGUGUUAAACACGGGACGCUGAAGUCACACCGAAAAUAAUUCAUCAUUACGGUUUAAUCUACUUACAUCUAAACACAAAAAGGCUAUGAAGGAGCAUUGGCAGUGUUUCCCACUCGCUUUAUUUCUGUAGGUCAGACUGAACACCUUACAGCACUUGCACUUGCAGCUCACAGUUGGGAAUUUAUUCAGCGAUGCACAAAACUAUAAAUAAAUAUUUGUUACAUCAUAAUUUAAUUUUUUUUGCGGCCAUGCAGUCUGCUUUAUGCACUUGAUACUUGGUUUUUGAAUUUCCACCUGAAGAUUUCUUGCUAUAAAUAAAAUAAAAUGGUAGAUUUCUGAAAUCCUCAGUGUUCACUCUCUACCUGUGGAGGAAAAAAAUCUUUCUAGUAUCUUUAAAUGAAGCUGGAAACUAUUUUAAUGGCUUGACUGGUCAUUUGAGACACUUUCAGGGCAGAAAAUAAAUGCUGCUGUCCCAAUUUCCCAAAAAAAAUCCAAUAUAGCUGACUUUAAUCAGAACCACAGCACAUGUACGAACAUAACGUAAAAUACUGACUGCUGCGACUAACACAUUAAUAAAGCUUAUUAUUAAAAGGAACAUUAUUAAACGCCACAUAACCAGUCCACGGGAAAAAUAAUUCCACCCACUCUCAUGGAAAAAUCUCAUGUGAAAUGUGAAAAUAAAAAGAUACAGUACACGUGGGAAAUCUAAUGUCUAAAAGCUGCAUGUGUAAAGUUCACGGAAAGUCUGUGACUUUUCUUUAAAAGUGCUGCAACAUGGAUUUCUCUCCUGAGGAGAAAAAUGGCAUAAAAUAUUGUUUCCUUAAUGAAAUAAAGAAAAGAUUUUCAUAACAA
Pangasianodon hypophthalmus (striped catfish) is the source of this 2805-nucleotide messenger RNA. RefSeq names its product mucolipin TRP cation channel 3b (gene mcoln3b). Gene Ontology annotation, molecular function: NAADP-sensitive calcium-release channel activity. The transcript has 14 exons. Bases 276 to 1961 code for a protein of 561 amino acids. The record is from RefSeq and is a predicted model, not a curated record. Lineage: Eukaryota; Metazoa; Chordata; Actinopteri; Siluriformes; Pangasiidae. Gene Ontology annotation, cellular component: plasma membrane; lysosomal membrane.